Fusarium pseudograminearum CS3096 is the source of this 2016-nucleotide messenger RNA. RefSeq lists its product as uncharacterized. The coding region runs from base 1 to 2016 and encodes 671 amino acids. Gene Ontology annotation, cellular component: membrane. Gene Ontology annotation, biological process: transmembrane transport. NCBI's taxonomy places the organism in Eukaryota, Fungi, Ascomycota, Sordariomycetes, Hypocreales, Nectriaceae. Gene Ontology annotation, molecular function: myo-inositol:proton symporter activity. The transcript is spliced from 12 exons. The record is from RefSeq and is a predicted model, not a curated record.
AUGGCUGCAAGCAAAGACAAAAGCCCAUUUGGCCUCAAAGAGAGACUGGAUGCGUUUCUUGAGACAGAGAUUCAUGAUCGCGAAGAGUUCUGUAAUGUUCUAACUGACGUGUCAGACGACGAUCUAAAAAAUGGAAUUGUUGCCCUCUGCACCGAACUCCCUUCGCUCGACCAUGUUGAAGUCGAGCGAGCCGCCGAAGUAGCAAGGCAUGCAAAACACUACUAUUUCCUGUCUAAAGAAGCGACCAACAACAACCCCCUUGUCAUCAAUCUUACACCAGAUGAGAAAAGCAAUCUCGUAUCAGAAAGAGAGCGACUCUUCAGUCAAAGGGGGAUGCUCAGCAUCAUCAGCACUGUAUCACUCGCUGCCUUCCUCCAGGGCCACGUCCAAUCAUCCAUCAAUGCCAUGAGCCUCUUUGUCGAGACCGUUGGUAUUAACAUCGAAAGCCAAGAUGAAACGCAAGGAAACGGCGCCGACAACAUGGCCCAAUGGAAACUUGGAGCCAUGAAUGCGAUUCCCUUCCUCACGGCUGCAUUCCCUGGCACUGUUCUAUCACUGCCUGUCAAUUACUGCCUCGGUCGACGAGGAGCGCUCGGCCUUUCGGCACUUCUCAUCAUUGCAAGCUCAAUUGGAUCUGGGUUUGCGCAUACAUGGCAGCAGGUUCUUGGUGCCAGAGUUGUGGGAGGAAUAGCUAUGGGUAUUAAGGCAGUCAGUGCCCCCAUCCUCGCCUCUGAGACAGCUGUCGGAUAUUGGAGAGGCUCUACGAUCCUGGCCUGGCAGCUCUGGGUCGCUUGUGGCAUUAUGAUAGGCUUUGUUGCCAACUUCGUUAUUGCCGCUGCCACCAACACUCUAGACGGACAUCCUAAUGCAGAGACUAAUCAACACGGCGGUAGAUACUACGCUCUCCAAUGGAUUGCUGCGGCUCCCGCUGUCCCGUCUCUCUUGCUUUUCAUUGCUGUCUGCUAUUGUUACGAGAGCCCUCGUUUCUACAUGCGACCCGAUUCACCUAAUUACGACCUUGAUCGCGCCUUCAAGAUUCUACUACAAGUCCGAAAGACAAGACUCCAGGCUACGCGUGAUCUGUUUCUGAUAUGGUGGUCCAAUCAGAACGAGUCAAAUGAUGAUGGUUCUGGUAACAGAAGAACUCAGAGCUCCGGCUUGACAUAUUCAUCACUCAUUGUGUAUGUACUGCAGCUCUCAGCGGAUCAGUUCAAGCCCUUGUUUACCAAGCGGCGGCUGAGAAAUGCCCUCUGGAGUAGCUGUACUGUUGCUCUUGCACAGCAACUCUGUGGAAUCAACGUGUUCGCAUUCUACUCAAAUGGAAUCUUUAGCGACUGGGGCGUCAAAACGAGUAUGGGCUACAGCUUUGGCUUUGGUUGUGUCAACUUUCUCUUUGGAUUACUGGCCAUGAGGUCCAUUGACAUUAUCGGGCGACGGCGCUGGCUACUGUCAACACUGCCUCUCAUGAGUCUCUUCCUUAUGGCAGCAACAGUCGCAUAUGCGGUAGGACCUCAGGACUCCACAGGAGACCAACCCAAGCCUGUAGCAAAUACUUCGGCUGCAAUCGCCGGUAUUAUCUUCAUAUACCUGUUCGCUGCUGCUUACAGUCCGGGUUUGGGACCCAUCCCGUUUACACUGGCAUCUGAGAGCUUUCCUUUGAAGAACCGAGAGGCCGGCACGUCGGUCGCAAUCUCUAUCAACCUAUUUUUCGCGGGCCUUUUAACUAUCCUCCUCCCCAGAAUUAAUGCGCAGUUCAAGAUGGCCGGCACCCUAGGAUUCUUUGCAGGACUUAACAUUGUUGCCUUUGUGCUUAUCUUCCUCUUUGUAGAAGAGACUAAACAACUUAGUCUCGAAGAACUGGACAAGGUGUUUGAUAGGCCCAAGCGUCAAUUUGUAAAGGAGCGAAUUGCCAAGCGUGUUCCGUUUGUUUUCCAACAGAAUGAGCUGGCCAGAGAUGUCAAGGGAUAUCAUAGCUAUGAUGUAAUUCCGCUUGAGAACCGAGAGACAAGGGUCUGA